Kwoniella shivajii is the source of this 1710-nucleotide messenger RNA. RefSeq lists its product as uncharacterized. The record is from RefSeq and is a predicted model, not a curated record. Bases 1 to 1710 code for a protein of 569 amino acids. NCBI's taxonomy places the organism in Eukaryota, Fungi, Basidiomycota, Tremellomycetes, Tremellales, Cryptococcaceae. The transcript is spliced from 5 exons.
AUGGAACAGGUGGAUCUAGUACGAGCACUCGAAUCGAUAGACAAUGACAGUCAUAUCCUAGCUCAUCACGUCGCAGAACAAGACCAGGAACAGGGGAUAGAUCAAGCGUCAGAGCGUGAACACAUCCAUAUAGCUCAGCAAACACUGAAUGACUUGCAACCAAACGGUAAGGGCAGCGAGGCAGAUGGUGAAGGCGAAGCGGAUAACAGUCAUGACGGCCGAGAGUUGAAUGAGUGGACCAGGGAGCAGCUUCAAGCGGAAAUCGUGAAACUGCGUCGUCUGGCACAGCUUAAACCAUGUGGACCUCAAGAGGACAAAUAUGAACAAGUUCAAGCUGCUCUCACAGCUGUAUCAGCCGCAAUUGUAUCUACACCGAUACCAACGGUCGAUCCAUCUUUGCAAUCACCCUCAGCAGAUGAGCAGCAUGCUCAAUCUGGUGUGACAAACAGUCCUGCCGGGGAGUUAUCAAAAAAGAGGGUAAAAAGGAAAGGGAGUGAAGCAGGUCCAUCGAAGGAUAAGAAGAUCGCGAGGAGAGACGAAGAGACGGGGAAAAGAUUGGAAAAAGACAGGAAGACUGAACUGGCAAAAAGUAUUAGGAUAAAGAUGCGAUCCACUAUCGGCGUGGGUUUGGACGAUCCUCUUCCUCCGCCGUCGAAGAUGAGCGAUCCUCCUUCACACAAUAUCGCUCUUGAUUCUGGUAAUAAUCCAUUCGUACCUGAUUGGAACUGUCAACUGAACGACGAGAUCAAUCGUAAUUGGGUCGCCAAAAUUUCCCACCAGAUACUCGAAGAGGCUCUUGUCGGACUACAUCCUAGGAUACCGACGACUGACAUGAAUUUUGAGAUUAUAGAUAUCGCUGCCAAAACAGCUUUUGUGAAUAUGUGUAAGCGGUAUACGCAAGAAAAUGAUCCUAAGGGUGUGGAAAGGAGAGAUAGAUAUACCAAGAAGAGGCGAAGAUGGGCACGGAAGGAUCUGAAACAGAAACGCCGUAAACGUUCUGCCGUUGAUCCCUCUUUUCAAGAUGUCCAUAUACCUCCAUCAGCACUGCAUCUAGACUAUAUGUCUUCUGAGUAUUCUUCUGCCGGAGAGGAGACGGAUCCGGAUACAGAGGUCGCCUCCACGCUGAGGAAAGAGAAAUGGGAGGCGAUGCUGAAGAAGCAAGCCGAAGAUGAUCAUCAUGUUCCUAAUGGCAAAGGAGGAUGGGCUGUUGGGAUCAGUGAAAAGGUGUUGGAGGUUCGAACACCCCGAUGGAGAAGUGAAGAGCUCAACGACAUCUAUCGACGUUUAGAUGCUCACGCGAACCAGUUUUCCGAUACUCGGGCGAGUGGAUCUAUGGCUAAAUCGAAGUCAAUAUCUAUUCUCGGUGAAUCAUCUUCAGGUCAAAUCACUGUGAGACCAGGGCAUGUCGCUCCUUCACACAGACGGUUUACGAUGUCACCGGGAUUCAUGAGAAAAGGUGGUCUUCCGAGAGAUCUGGGAGAAGGCUGGAUGUGGGCCAGUGGGGUUGGCGGAAUAUGGGCGGAAGACGCGGCUCAUUGGAUUGGAGCAGCAUCUGCUGAACAAGAGGGGGAUCGUGAUGACCCGGUUCAAGGAGACCUUCUGAUAGCGGACUCUGGUGAAGAUAUCGUGGGGCUCGGUGAUGAGAUAGAAGGUGAAAACGAAAUGGAAGAAGCGAGAUUGGGUUUAGUGAGUGCUCUAGAAGGGCUGUAG